AUGACGAAGCCUCAACACGACGCUACCUUCUCACGCAUGAACAAAAUCGAUGGCUGGGGAUCUUUGGAGGCCGAGGGAAAAAUAUUCAUAAUGAUGAAGCCUCAACACGACGCUACCUUCUCACGCAUGAACAAAAUCGAUGGCUGGGGAUCUUUGGAGGCCGAGGGAAAAAUAUUCAUAAAGAUAAAGCCUCAACACGACGCUACCUUCUCACGCAUGAACAAAAUCGAUGGCUGGGGAUCUUUGGAGGCCGAGGGAAAAAUAUUAAUAAUGAUAAAGCCUCAACACGACGCUACCUUCUCACGCAUGAACAAAAUCGAUGACUGGGGAUCUUUGGAGGCCGAGGGAAAAAUAUUCAUAACGAUAGAGCCUCAACACGACGCUACCUUCUCACGCAUGAACAAAAUCGAUGGCUGGGGAUCUUUGGAGGCCGAGGGAAAAAUAUUCAUAACGAUAAAGCCUCAACACGACGCUACCUUCUCACGCAUGAACAAAAUCGAUGACUGGGGAUCUUUCGAGGCCGAGGGAAAAAUAUUAAUAAUGAUGAAGCCUCAACACGACGCUACCUUCUCACGCAUGAACAAAGUCGAUGGCUGGGGAUCUUUGGAGGCCGAGGGAAAAAUAUUCAUAAUGAUGAAGCCUCAACACGACGCUACCUUCUCACGCUGA
Molecule: messenger RNA, 669 nt
Organism: Necator americanus (New World hookworm)
Lineage: Eukaryota; Metazoa; Nematoda; Chromadorea; Rhabditida; Ancylostomatidae
Exons: 1
Coding region: 1-669 (222 amino acids)
Source: RefSeq, a predicted model, not a curated record